CAGAGCGUUUUCUCUUUCUACGAUACUGUGGCCCUCUCCUUAGCCUUGAAUUAUUCUUUUCACGCUUAUUACCCCUUUCUUUUCUUUAUACAUGCAUCGAGGAAGUGGUCUUGGUCGACUCUGUGCUACAGUUCUACUGCAACCUUGCAUGAAAAGCUUACACUACUACAUGGUGCCUUUUUUAUUCGGUUCAGCGACGAGUUUCUUUCUUUCUACGCCAUGCGGAUUGAUACCAUUCUAUUCUUCUAUUCUCUCUUCUGUCGUCAUUCAUUAUGUCUGGCAGUUUCCAUGGCUACUUGCUUUUUCUGUCCUUUUCAUACUGUAAUACAUUGUGGCAAAGGCUUCGGCAUUUUGUUUUCA
This is a messenger RNA of Aspergillus caelatus, 360 nucleotides long. RefSeq lists its product as uncharacterized. Lineage: Eukaryota; Fungi; Ascomycota; Eurotiomycetes; Eurotiales; Aspergillaceae. Bases 92 to 325 code for a protein of 77 amino acids. The transcript has a single exon. The record is from RefSeq and is a predicted model, not a curated record.